GCAGCGUCUUUCGCAUUACUGGUUGCGGCGAUUGAUUUUGGGACUACAUAUUCUGGUUGGGGAUUUUCGUUCAGACAUGAGUUUGAAAGUGAACCUACAAAGGUGUAUACGAAGAACUGGAUUGGUAGUCAGCUGUCCCAAAAAGGGCCAACGAGCAUUUUGAUAGAACCUGAUGGUCGGACACUUAAUAGUUUCGGAUUUGAAGCGGAAAAUAAAUACGCUGAUCUAGCGGCAAACCAGGAACACGAGGACUGGUAUUUCUUCGAACGGUUUAAAAUGAAGCUGUACGAAAACCAGAGACUUGGGAGAGGCAUGAUGUUGGAAGAUAUAAGUGGAAAGAAAAGUCUGCCAGCUAAAACAGUGUUCUCGCUGUCCAUAAAGUACAUGAAGGAUGAUGUUAUGAAGACUGUACAAGAUAAAACUUUUGGUUGUGGCACCAAGGAAGACGAAAUACAUUGGGUCAUUACUGUACCAGCUAUCUGGAAUGAUGCCGCGAAACAAUUCAUGAGGGAAGCUGCACAAGAGGCUGGUAUAUUAAAGCAUAAGUUGACUAUAGCUUUGGAACCGGAAGCAGCUAGUUUAUACUGUCGCCAUCUACCGGUCGUAAAACUCAGCAAUGAUAAAACUACGUUGUCUACGUUUGCAGUCGGAAAACGAUACCUUGUUUUGGAUGCAGGAGGUGGCACUGUGGAUAUCACAGUGCAUGAAGUUCUAAGUGGCGGAAAGCUUAAAGAACUGUUCAAGGCUAGUGGUGGUAACUGGGGAGGUACUAGAGUUGAUCAGGCUUUCAUCGACUUUCUGUCCGACGUUACAGGUCCGGAUGUAAUGUCGAAAUUCAAAGAAAACCAUAUAGAAGACUACAUUGACCUGUUGAGACAUUUUGAAGUUAAAAAGAGAGUUAUACACCCCAGCAGUGACUCUAAAGUAACAAUCAAUUUACCUCAAACGCUUGCCGACUUAGUGAAAGAAGUCAAAGAAGAAACAUUACAGGACAUUUUUGAUAAGACAGUUUUCUCAAAUCAGGUACGUGUACAAUGUGUUUGUAUGUUUUUCUUUGUGCCAAAGUUAUGUGUGUGUGUUCGGGUUUAACGUCUUUUUCAACAGUUUUUCAGUCAUAUAAACGACGGU
Messenger RNA from Mercenaria mercenaria, 1128 nucleotides. RefSeq names its product heat shock 70 kDa protein 12B-like. NCBI's taxonomy places the organism in Eukaryota, Metazoa, Mollusca, Bivalvia, Venerida, Veneridae. The annotation marks the transcript as partial. The transcript is spliced from 6 exons. Gene Ontology annotation, molecular function: ATP-dependent protein folding chaperone; ATP binding. The record is from RefSeq and is a predicted model, not a curated record.